AUUUCUGAUCAGGACGAUCUAAUCUCUUGUGGAAAUAUUACUGAUUAGUUCCCACCAUCGGUGUUGGUAACUAAAGACUUCUUGGUGGGUCCACUGUUUUAGGGUUUGUUUGCACACUUUUCAUUUCCGAUCCAUAAUUGUCCCAAUUCUUUCCACUCGCGAAAUCCAGAGAUAUCGAUCAACAGAUUCGUGCGACACGUUAAAUUGUUUUCAAGGUUGCGCAUAUCCAGGAUGCAGGCAUCGCGGGCAAGGUUGUUCAAAGAGUACAAAGAGGUGCAGCGGGAAAAGGCCGUUGAUCCUGAUAUUCAACUAGUUUGUGAUGAUUCAAACAUUUUUAAAUGGACCGCUCUUAUCAAGGGACCCUCUGAGACUCCUUUUGAGGGUGGUGUGUUCCAGCUUGCCUUUUCUGUUCCGGAGCAGUAUCCUCUACAGCCACCUCAAGUCCGGUUUUUGACUAAAAUAUUUCACCCUAAUGUGCAUUUUAAGACUGGAGAGAUUUGCCUAGAUAUCUUGAAAAAUGCUUGGAGCCCGGCUUGGACGCUUCAAUCUGUCUGUAGGGCUAUAAUUGCCUUGAUGGCCCAUCCAGAACCUGACAGCCCACUGAAUUGUGAUUCAGGGACGAACAAGCAGUUUCUAGGCAUAGGGACUCAAAUAUAAAGAUUGUGCAGGAAAUCUUCUGCGUUCAGGCGAUGUUAGAGGGUAUCAAUCCAUGGCAAGAAUGUACACGAGACUUGCAGCAAUGCCAAAGAAAGGCUGAAUGAUUUUAGAUAACUUGCUUCCUAUGUUCGUUGUUCCAAUCUUAAUUGUUUGAAAUGUAUGCAUUUUAAGACAUGAUAUUGAUUGUUUGAUUAUAUGUAUUAAAGUAGUGACUUGUACAAUGUACAGAGUGUAGGUGUGACCUCGCAUAUCUGGAUUCAUGCGAGAAUUGAGGUCAACAUAUUCAAAUAAUCCUUAUUGCUUGAGUUUUAUGAAAGCCUAUGUUGCAUGGA
Messenger RNA from Glycine soja, 989 nucleotides. Its product is annotated as protein PEROXIN-4. The transcript is spliced from 7 exons. NCBI's taxonomy places the organism in Eukaryota, Viridiplantae, Streptophyta, Magnoliopsida, Fabales, Fabaceae. The record is from RefSeq and is a predicted model, not a curated record. The coding region runs from base 232 to 657 and encodes 141 amino acids.